CCUUGAUCAUGACCAUGGUGUUGUUGUAUUUGACUCCCCUCCUCCCCAUGUUGCUGCUGCAUUUCUUGAUGAUCUCUGUGAAGUUUCCAGAUCCAGGUCUUGUGUUAGACUUGUAACUUAGCUUUCCUUUUUGUCUUGCUGUACUCGGGUCUUUUUAAGACCUCCUUGUAACCAAAAAAAAAAAAAAAGUUGUACUUAAUUCCUUUCAACAAAAGAAUGGCAGUGGGAGAAGUCUUUCUUGCGGCAUUCCUUCAGUUGCUGCUGAACAGGUUAACGCCUCGGGAGAUCCUGGGCUACUUUGGAAGCUUGGGAGGAGUUGGUAAAAAGCUGCAGAAAUUGAGGGAAACACUGUCCGCAGUUGCAGCGGUGCUUUAUGACGCAGAGGAUAAGCAGCUGUCGAGCAAGGCAGUGGAUCUGUGGCUGAAUGAUCUCAGACACUUGGCUUACGAUAUCGACGAUCUACUCAACACCUUUUCUACAGAGAUGUUAACACGCAAGCAGCUCAAGGUUCACCAAACUGGCACAAGCAAGGUACGAGGCUUCUUUACCAAAGUUCCUCACAAAGUUAAGUUCAAUUUCAAUAUGAAGUCCGAAAUAGACGAGAUUGCUAACCGCUUGCAAGACAUAUUUGACCGGAAAGAGAAACUUGGUUUGAAAUAUAUUGAGCAUGCCUCUACUUCAACAUCAUCAUUGCAAAGGACACCAAGUUCGUGUGUGUUGGAUGGACCUGUGGUUGGGAGAGAGGAAGACGCAAGAAAAAUAGUGGAGUUGUUGUCCAGGGAUGCAGAUCCUUCUUCUCCCACAAAUUAUGAGGUUGCUGCCAUUGUUGGUAUGGGAGGACUGGGCAAGACAACGCUUGCGGGACAAGUCUUCAAUGAUGUAGCUACAAUGGAACAAUUUGAUCUCAGGAUCUGGGUUUCAGUAUCCGAUGACUUCGAUCUUCAAAUGGUGACGAGAACUAUUUCUGAAAACGUCACAUCUAGGCCAUGUGAUGAUUUCAGUCGACUUCAAGAUAAUCUGAGCAAGGCGAUAGAUGGUAAAAAGUUUUUGAUUGUUUUAGAUGAUGUCUGGAGCACGUGUGGUUAUGAUUCAUGGACAAAACUGCAAGCUCCCUUCCGUGGGGGAGCUAAGGGAAGUAGGAUACUGGUGACAACACGUGAUGAAAAGGUGGCAGCAUUGAUGGGAGCCCCAGCCGCUGAAGUUUAUUAUUUAAAUACUCUAUCGGAUGAAGGUUGUUUGCAACUAUUUGAACAGCAUGUUAGCAAUGACAGGCCACCGAAUUUUGACUUGCUUAAGAAGAAAAUUAUUACGAAAUGCAAUGGAUUACCAUUGGCUGCAAAAACUCUUGGUGGUGUUUUACGCUGUAAAGAAACUGACAAAUGGGAGGAAAUACUGAAUGACAAGUUAUGGAGUAUAUCAGAUGGGAGUAAUAUACUCCCAGUACUCAGACUGAGUUAUAAUUAUCUCCCUUCAACUUUGAAGAGGUGCUUUGCCUAUUGCUCAGUACUUCCCAAUAAUUAUGAAUUUGGGAAAAACCAAUUAAUCCUUCUAUGGAUGGCAGAGGGUUUCCUUGAGCAACCAGAAGGAACCAAAGCAAUGGAAGAUAUUGGUGACGAAUAUUUUGGGGAGCUAUUGUCUCGGUCAUUAUUUCAGAAUUCGGGCAAAAACAGUUCAUACUAUGUAAUGCAUGACCUUGUUGGUGAUUUGGCACGAUGGGCUGCUGGAGACACAUUUUGUAGAUUAGAGGAUAAACCGCAUGGUAGAUGUUCUCCAACGACUCGUCAUCUGACUUACAUUUCUGGUAAGUUCGAUGGGAUAAAACGAUUUGAGACACUUUCUGAAGCAAAAUGCUUGCGGACUUUCCUUCCACUUUUAGUGUCCAAUGGUUAUGAGAAUUAUCUAACUCGUUAUGCUACUUCUGAUUUAUUGUCACAAUUGAAGUACUUGCGGGUGCUCUCCUUCAAUGGGUAUAAACUGAUCGAGGUACCAGAUUCCGUAUGUAAUUUGAAACAUCUACGCUACCUUGAUCUUUCUCACACAUUGAUAAUGAGUUUGCCUGAGUUAAUAUGCAUGCUUUACAACUUACAGACGUUAAUAUUAGAGAAUUGUUCAAAAUUGAAGACACUACCUUCAAACAUGAGCAAUUUAUCUAAUUUACGUCAUCUCAACAAUUCAAAUACGCCUUUAUUGGAAGAAAUGCCUCCCCAAUUAAGUCGGUUGACUCAUCUGCGAACUUUGCCUAAUUUUGUGGUGGGGAAAGGUAGUGCAUCAGGCAUUGGAGAGUUAGGGUCAUUGCAUCUUCUUGGGACCUUGAGACUUGCAAGAUUGGAGAAUGUGAUUGAUGUUGAGGAUGCAAAGAGGGCCCAAAUAAUGAACAAGGAAGCGCUGGAAACCUUGCGAUUGGAAUGGAGUGGCACAAGUGAGAAGGAGUCGGAGGUGCUCUGCAGUUUAAAACCUCAGAAAAAGCUUCUAGAGCUCACCAUCAAGGGUUACAAUGGUUUAGAAUUCUCAAAAUGGAUUGGACAUCCUUCAUUCUCUGAUAUGACGUAUGUGAAGUUACAGAACUGUAAAAAUUGUCGAUUCUUACCUCCUCUUGGCCAAUUACCUUUACUAAAAGUCCUUUGGAUAAAAGGACUGCCCAAUGUUGAAAGUGUGGGUGCUGAGUUUUAUGGAGAUUGUAGCUUGCCUUUUCCAGUGUUGGAAGAGUUGAGGUUUGAGGAUAUGCAAAAUUGGAAGGAGUGGCUUCCUUGCAAAAGAAAUGAAGAAAUUCGAAUUUUCCCAUGCAUGGGAAAACUUUUCAUCCGUAGUUGCCCCAGUCUGAAAGGUUGGUUGCCCAAGAACAUGGAUUCAUUAUCAAAGCUGCGUAUUGUUGAAUGUGAAGAGUUAGUGGUUUCAAUUGCCAAUUAUAAACAUCUUCGUGAGCUGCGCAUCGACGGUUGCAAAAGGGUGGUGCACAGAAGGGGAGUUAAGUUUAAGUUACUGGAGGAUAUGCGGCUUCAUAGUACUUCAGAGUUCAGACUCAAAAUAGAUGGGUUCAUCAGAGGAUUGACAAAGCUUCAAAGAUUGUGGAUUACUGGUUGUGAAGAGUUGACAUGUUUUUGGGAGAAUGAGUAUAGAUGGUUGCAACCUCGGAUUUCUAAUAUUAUUGGAGGCAACAUCUCUGAUUCCCCUCCUCACUUUAUUCAAGAGCUAAGAGCGCUCAAGCAACUUGUGUUAAUUGGAUGCUCAAAUCUAAUUUCUUUUCCAGAAGCUGGUUGGCCACCUUGUCUAGAAUCUGUGAAAAUGGAGUCGUGUAAUUCUUUAAGGCAUUUUGUAAGGAAUCAGAUACCGCCAAGCAUAAGAAGAAUAGAGAUAGCAAAAUGUCAAAAUUUGAAACGAUUAGUCAAGGAUGUUGGGCAGCUAGAGGGUUGUCUGGAGAAGUUGGAAAUAACAGGGUGUGCUUCUUUGACAUCCUUAACAAGGGAAGGAGGCCGACUGCCCAGAACGCUCAAGAACAUUUUGAUAAGUGAAUGUGAACAAUUGGAGUCCAUAAUCAAAACAUUCCACGAUGAUACUUGUCUUGAAGUUAUUCAGGUAUGCGAAUGUGCAAAUCUCAAAUCCUUUCCAGAGGGGCUGUGCCAUCUCUCCAUUCUUCGCAAGUUAAUUAUAAGCGAAUGUGGAAGUCUCGUUUCUUUCCCGAGAGGAGGGUUGCCAUCCAACCUGACAUACUUGUAUAUCUACAAUUGUGAUCAGUUGGAAGCCCUCCCCAGAGGCAUGGACAACCUCAGCUGUCUUCAGACUUUGAAAGUGCAAUGCUGUGGAGGUAAUUUGGCAUCUAUUCUAGAAGAGGGUUUCCCACCCAACCUAAUUCAACUUGUUAUUAUGAAACCCAAAAGCUGUAAGCCUCUCUCAGAGUGGGGGCUUCACCACUUGGACAGACUCACCUCUCUUAAAGAAUUGUGGAUAUGUGGUGUAGAUCCAGAUCUGGUGUCCUUUCCGCCAAAGGAGGUGCUACUCCCUAAAUCUCUCAUUAAACUCAGGAUUGGAGACUUCCCAAAUCUGAAGCGCCUAUCAUCACUCACUUCUCUUGAAUCCCUUGCCAUUUGGAAUUGUCCGAAGCUAGCAUCUAUUAUUGGAGAACAAGAGGAUCAUCUGCCUCUUUCACUGACACAGCUUCGCAUCUUUAAGGGCUGUCCGCUGCUCACAAAGAAAUACAAACCAGGUAAAGGACGACACUGGUCCAAAAUAGCCCACAUCCCUUACGUUUAUGUUGGAGACUUCUUUGACGAAGCCGAAGCCGACCACUGA
Messenger RNA from Rosa chinensis, 4287 nucleotides. RefSeq names its product putative disease resistance protein At3g14460. Bases 217 to 4287 code for a protein of 1356 amino acids. Gene Ontology annotation, molecular function: protein binding; ADP binding. Lineage: Eukaryota; Viridiplantae; Streptophyta; Magnoliopsida; Rosales; Rosaceae. The record is from RefSeq and is a predicted model, not a curated record. The transcript has a single exon. Gene Ontology annotation, biological process: defense response to other organism.